AUGUCACUGCAGCAACUUAUUUCCCUAAAAGCUUAAUGAACCAACAGCUCAACAUUAUAAUAGUCAUUUUCUACAGCCAAAAAGGCAAAAUUAAACAAAAUAAAGACCUUUAAAAUGUGCUAAACUCAGUGGCCUAUCUUCUUGUUACCUUCAUGUAAAAAGGUGUUCCUCUUGGCUCUAUAAUAAGGCCAACACUUUUUAAAAUGUUUAUUUUUUAGUCCAUAUAUCCUAUCCCUGUCAACUUUGUCUUGCUAUAAAUGAUUUUUUUUAUUAUUUUAACUGAUGAAAACUUUUACUUUAAGUUUCUUUUAAUGUCAUUUUUUUAUUUUUUUAUUUUUUUAUCUCAAACUGCAGCUGCCCUGUUCUCAUUUCACACAAUGAAACAACUUCUGUCACAUAAAAUAUAAUGAUUGGAGUUAAGUGCUUUUCAACUUAUGGUGGUUUGCAGAUGAUUUGCAUUUGAUAAGCUGAAUUUUGGUCAAAGGAGAUCAAAGAUUUAGAGAUUUUCUUCCUAACAAUCGCUGUUAUCCAAGUUCUCGUUGCUUUACUUGUGUUGCAGCCACCUGUUUCUAUCCUCUCACCUCUGCAAAUCAAAUUUCACUCUCAUUUCCAUUGGUUGCUAAAAUUCCUCUCCUCCCUCUCAAACACACUCACACACUUUCUCUCCCUCUCUCCCAAUAAAUACUGAGCAUCUCUCAGUUUAAUCCGCAUCCAACGAGGUUAUCCGGAAGGAAACAAAUCAAAGCCGCUUGAUGGGUCUAUAAGCCCAACCAAAGGAUCAUUUAAUACAAACAGAAGACUGAAAGAGAGAGAGGGAGUUCGGGGUGUGCGCGGGUCGUCUGCCAGUCAGCUGCUCCAAUAAACACAAUGCCACUCUUUGUUUUAUUUUCAUGACGCAGAAAAUUGCGGAGGCCCGAACCCGGAGCCGCGGCUGCAUGGCGUCCUGCAAUCAGGCCAGCGCGUGCCGUCCGGAUUAUGUCGUUAAUUUCUCUCAGAAAGAAGGAGAGGUGGAGACGGGGGAUUAAAAAAAAGAAAAAGAUUUGAGCCAAUAAUAAUUAUUAGCCUAAAGCGGGGCGGGAGGGGUGUUUAUUACUGAGGAGGAGAAAAGUGACAGAUUGAGUGUAGGAUGGACAGGAGCGGCCGUUAUUGGCUUCGGAAGAAACGAAGAGUCCCGGCUAAUGCUAAUAAUAGUAUUAAUAGAGAAGUGCACAUUUUAAUGCCAGUCAGGUAGAUCUCUGUGAGCGGAUGCUAAAAAAAAACAAGAAGGUGUUUCAAUAAAUAUAUAUAAGAAUGUAGAUACAUUAUGUGCAUUCUAAUUAAGCAUAACACACAAGCCCUACUAAACAUUAAGUAUUUGCGAGAGAACUGUAGGACUUAGCUUAGUUAAACUGAUACAGCUUUAGCUAAUAGCAACAAUGCUAAUGUUCGUUCAAACUUGCUAGUUGAGCUUCUUAAAGCUGUUAGUCGUUUACAAUGAAUGUUUUUUUGUGUUUAUUUUAUUUACAUUAUUUUAACUCUUUAUAUAAUUUCUUUUUAUCACCAAUUAUAUUUUUGCUUAUUUUUAACAUAGGUUAAUUAAUUAGCAAAACUAUCUUUAUGAUAUGGAGUUUUUUUUUUCUGUUACACUUUCUACUUUUUACAGAAAUAAUUAAAAUUGUACAAAAAUAAAAUGUAUACAAAUUGCUGCAAUAGCUCCAUUGGUUAAAUUCUAGUAGUUUGUAUGCAUCUUUAUGGCAAUAUUGGGAAAUUUUGCUUAAUAGUUACAAUGUUGACUAUUUGUCACAGUGGAACUACUUUAUUUCCACCUUUGUUAGCAGUUAAAUUAGCAUACGUUGAAACAAAAUGCAAGCAGACGAUUUUACAGAUUUAUAUUAAUUGUUCUAACAGUUUGUUUUAACAGUGUACUCAAAGUGAAAUGCUACUAUUAGAACAUGCUGCGCUAUUAAAGGUUUUAAAGUCCUUCAAAAUUCUAUCUGGAGUGAUUAAUUCAUGCUCAUUAACACAAAGAUUCAGCUCUGAGUCCAAGAAAGAAAAAGAAAAACUUUCCUCUUAAUCAGACAAAAAUGUGGUCUUUUUCAUUUGUUUUAUUGCUUUGAUUAUAUUUUAUUUGUUCUGUCUCGAUCUUCAAUUGGUGCUAUGAAAUCAUUUUAGAUUUGAGAUGGUCUCCUGGUGUACUCGAAGAUAAAUAGUGCUCAAUCUUCUCGUUUGUUUUGAUUAACCGCUCCUCUCUAAUCAACACUUCUCCAAAGUGUCGCCUCUUAAAUCUAAUUACCGGGAGCAAUUCAUUACAAAGAAGAGGGGGAGGAGGAUGCGCCAGAAUGAGUAGGCAUUUAUGUUUCAUACUUUUCCCUAAAGUUUCCAGUUUAAAUCGUUAAGCACUAGUUUUAAGGAAACAAACAAAAUCACCCAAAUAGAUGCAGAGGUGUGAUUAAAUGCGUGCUCAGUUUGCAGCCCCAUUGUUUGUUCACUUAAAGCCUUUUGUUAUCAGCAUUACUUAUCGGUCAACACUGCGCUUUGUUUCUGCAAAUCAGCUGCUUCGUCCCCAACCUGUGGGUGUAUAUGCUAACUGAGUUCUCAGUUGGGGCUCAACGAGAGUGCGCAUUUUAAGGACAAUGUUUGUUGUCUUUUUUUUGUUUGUUUGUUUCUUUUUGGUGGCGCAAGAGAUUUUCUUUAGGCGGGGUUACUGAAGCUGUUGGAGGGAGGGGCGUAGGGGUUGUUGGCGUAAACGCCUGUCAGCCAGACAGAGCAUCUUCAGUCCAGUGGGGACAGCUGGGGGUCUCCAUUCUGCUUUAAGAGCCCCGAAAGUUUGAGGACGCCCACUUUGAUUGUGUGUGUGGGUGUGUGUGUGUGUGUGUGUGUGUGUGUGCGUAAAGGCUGCGCGUAAAACCUGGCGGACAUACACUACUGUUAAUAUUUUUAUGUUUUCCUUCAGAUUCAUCUGGACCAUUUCAGAAUUCGGAGACGCCAGUGGAGGAAACGCUGUUCUUAAUAUUAUUAUUUGCGCCAUUUUCUUUACUACUUUUUGUAAUCGGGGUGCCGGAGGCCAACAUGAUGUCCUAUUUGAAACAGCCGCCGUACACGGUGAACGGACUGAGCUUAUCUACCUCAGGAGUGGACUUAUUGCAUCCUUCAGUGGGAUACCAAGCGACCCCUCGCAAGCAGAGGAGGGAGAGGACCACCUUCACCCGGGCCCAGCUCGACGUGCUGGAGAACCUGUUCUCCAAGACCCGCUACCCUGACAUCUUCAUGAGGGAAGAGGUGGCUUUAAAGAUCAACCUUCCUGAAUCCAGAGUGCAAGUCUGGUUUAAAAACAGACGAGCCAAGCAUCGCCAGCAGGCCCAGCAGACCCAGGCGGGCGUGCAGAACAAGUCUGUCAGCAGGCCGGUGAAAAAGAAAGGCUCCCCGGUGAGAGAGGCCAGCUCUGAGAGCGGAGCCAGCGGCCAGUUCACGCCGCCCUCCAGCACCUCCAUGCCGGCUGUGAGCAGCAAUAGCAGCAGCAACAGCAGCAGCAACAGCAGCGGUAGCGCGGCGCCUGUCUCCAUCUGGAGCCCGGCCUCCAUCUCCCCGCUCUCCGACCCGCUCUCCUCCACAACCUCCUCCUCCUCUUCCUCCUGCAUGCAGCGGUCUUACCCAAUGACCUACACCCAGGCGACGGGCUACAACCAGGGCUACACGGGUUCCUCGUCCUACUUCACCGGGAUGGACUGCGGCUCCUAUCUGUCGCCCAUGCACCACCAGCUGUCCGCCGCGGGCUCCACCAUGAGCCCCAUGGGCGGCAGCGGGGUGACCAGCCACCUGAGUCCGGCGUCCUCUCUCUCCUCGUCGGCGUAUGGAGGGACGGGGCUCGGCUUCACCGGGGCUGCGGACUGUCUGGACUAUAAGGACCAAACUGCCUCAUCGUGGAAGCUAAAUUUCAAUUCGGACUGUCUGGAUUAUAAAGACCAAGCAGCUUGGAAGUUUCAAGUGUUGUGAGGGAAGAAAAAUGGAAGAAAUUGGGAACUUUUAUGAACCCAUGCAGAGCCGGUCUAAGACUGAAUGCGGUCCUGAGCGGGUGGCACCACUAGCAACCACACCACCACCUAUAUUAACUUAUUGGGCUUUUUUUUUAUUCCCACUUUCACAGUUUGCUAACAUAACAGUUGGGUUGAUCAUAUCACACAAUUAUGGUAUAAUAUUUCACAAUAUGUGUUUAAAUAAAGGGAUACAGACAAGUAAACUGUGGAGAAAUCACUGGCCAAAUUUAAAAGGUUCAUUCUCGAUUAACAGACAUCUUUGGAUAUGUUCUGUGUGGUGGCAUGCUGGGGGUCCUAAGCAGCAGUCGGCUCUGCAUUCAUGCAAAAAUUAAAAUUUAUUUUCUUUUUUUUUUUCUUCCCUCCACAAGAAUUCAGGCCCUAACUUCUACCUCGGGUCGAGCAGCGCAGGACUGUCUCACACUUGUUGGACUAACUUAUUGACCAUCGAGACUCAACUUUGAUCAGGGGGACAGAACAAAUCUGCUGACCAGAAAAGGAGAAGGGGGGAAAAAAACAAUCAAGAGAGACUAGCUUGGAUGAGUUUGAAGGAUUGGUCAGGUCUUUUUCCUGCUAAGCUCCUUAAAGACUCUCCUUUUUUUUCUUCUUCUUGUUGGCACGCUGAAUGGGCGCCCCUUUGAUCAAAGCGAUGUGCAUGAGUGUCUGUGUUGUAAGGAGUGUGUGUGUGUGCGAGGGAGGGAGGUGCUGGGGGGGCGGGGAGGGGGUGAGAGUGUGAAAGCAGCUCUGACGCGAACUUGGAUGCACUACUUAAUUUAUGGAAAAAGAAAAAAAAAUAUACGAAUAUUUGACAAUCAGUCCGUUCGCGCGUGAGCCGAAAGGUAUUUUAUGUGUUUUUAAAUUUUCAUUUCUCCCCUUGUAAAAUUUAUUUUUACCCGACUUGUGAUUUGCUUUUUUGUUGGUUUGUUUUUUGUAUAAACUGUAUGCAAUUCUGCCUUGCGUAAAAUGCGCAGGAAAAGCAAGCUGUGAAUUUCACAUUUUUAUUUCCAUGUUUCCAGGGAUAACUAAAAGAAGGAUUUUAUUAUUUUUCAUAAUAAAUCAGGAACAACAACAGUGUACAUCUUGCAUUUAAAGGUCCAUUCAAAACUGUAAAGAGCGACAAAACCCACUAUGAAACAAUAAAAACCUUUUGA
Gambusia affinis (western mosquitofish) is the source of this 5161-nucleotide messenger RNA. RefSeq names its product homeobox protein OTX2-like. The transcript has 4 exons. The record is from RefSeq and is a predicted model, not a curated record. Gene Ontology annotation, biological process: regulation of transcription by RNA polymerase II; multicellular organism development. Lineage: Eukaryota; Metazoa; Chordata; Actinopteri; Cyprinodontiformes; Poeciliidae. Gene Ontology annotation, molecular function: RNA polymerase II cis-regulatory region sequence-specific DNA binding; DNA-binding transcription factor activity, RNA polymerase II-specific. Gene Ontology annotation, cellular component: nucleus. The coding region runs from base 3049 to 3972 and encodes 307 amino acids.